Solanum lycopersicum (tomato) is the source of this 195-nucleotide messenger RNA. RefSeq lists its product as uncharacterized. The record is from RefSeq and is a predicted model, not a curated record. Lineage: Eukaryota; Viridiplantae; Streptophyta; Magnoliopsida; Solanales; Solanaceae.
AUGCAGCAACAUAACACACAGCUUCUUGUUGGUAUGGUGAUACAACAGUUCAAAAAGCAUAUGCAUGAGACUGAUCCAGAUAAAAUUCAGAAAUUGAAGGAUGAUGCCUCGAGGGGUCUUAUCAAUCACAUGUUGUAUGAAUCUCAGAAGAUGAAUGACUGGAAAUUUAGUCAGGUUCUUGAAAUCGUCUGCUAG